Mizuhopecten yessoensis (Yesso scallop) is the source of this 4262-nucleotide messenger RNA. Its product is annotated as solute carrier family 22 member 6-A-like. Gene Ontology annotation, biological process: transmembrane transport. Lineage: Eukaryota; Metazoa; Mollusca; Bivalvia; Pectinida; Pectinidae. Gene Ontology annotation, molecular function: transmembrane transporter activity. Gene Ontology annotation, cellular component: membrane. The record is from RefSeq and is a predicted model, not a curated record. The transcript has 9 exons. Bases 86 to 1693 code for a protein of 535 amino acids.
GUUGCACCGGAUACGCGAAAGUGGCCUAAACACACCGCAACAUACGCAGCCAUCGUUUCGUAGAUGGACACGUAAACCAGAUACGAUGCAGUCGAUAAGUGAAUUCCUGGAAGACAUAUUACAAAGAUGUGGUGGGUUCGGAAGGUUUCAAUUUCUCAUGUACACCGUUGUCAUGGGAAGUAAACUUCCGGUCGCGUGGAGUAUGAUGAUGAUGUCAUAUGUGGGCGUCAUACCCGACUGGUGGUGCGACUAUAAUGUACCUAUAAAUAGAACAGAUAGUCACGUGACGGAGAGUCCCUGGACAAACUCCUCUUUCAAGAAAUGUUCUCCUCCAGCCAAUACGUCCGUUUCCUCUUGCAGUAGACACAGGUUUCAAAACGACAUGUACAACAUUGUAAAUGAGUGGAAUCUCGUCUGCGAUCGGGAGCUGAUCACAUCAACCAUCACGACUAUCCAGAUGGCGGGCCUUUUUGUCAGCGGAUUCUUUUCUGGACAUUUUGCGGAUGCCUACGGAAGAAAACCUAUAUAUUUUCUGUCCGUGCUGACCCUUGCUGUAACCAAUGUCAUUGCAGCUUACUCUGUGUCAUGGCAGAUGUUCGCUGUACUCCGAUUUUUCAUUGGCUUUGCCGUUGGAUGCUAUAUUGCAGUUUUCUACACCUACCUCAUAGAGUUUACACCGGCCAGAUACCGCGCAAUGACUACUACGUUUCCUAUAUGGGCAGUGUGGUGUGGACUAUUUGCCUUCGUUUGUAUGUGGCUGCAUAAUUGGAAAUACCUUCACUUAGCCACAGCCGUCACCUCAGUCCCGUGGCUGUUGGCAUGGUGGUACUUUCCAGAAAGUUUUAGGUGGUUGGUAACCCAUGGAAAAGAAGAACAGGCAGUGAAAAUCGUUAUACAGAUCGCAAAGACAAAUAGCAAAGACGUACCGGAUACGACGAGGUUGACAGACAUAGCUGACAGUGAUUCGUCAAUCAACCAAUCAAAACAAUCCUUCACUUUACGGGACAUUUUAUGCUCCAGGAAACUUCUGUCGCGGAGUUUGCUUUUGGCAGUUGGAUGGGUGACAGCUGCGUACGUGUAUUACGCCAUUUCCUUUGGUGUCCAGAAUCUUUCCGGUAAUAUCUACAUCAACAUCUUUCUCAUUAAUAUUAUUGAUAUCCCCGCCCAGAUCGUCACCUACUACAUGGCCAACUGUAUUGGCCGGAGACUGACUUGUUUGGUUUUCUUUGUGACUGGUGGCCUGGCAGGUAUCGUGGUAGCAUGCGUGGAAAUCUCAGAUAUAGAACACAAGAAUAUGAUCAUCAACGGCUUCGCUCUAACCUGUAAACUCUGCGUUGGUGCCGCGUGGACAUCCUUAAUCGUCUUCACAGCAGAGACAUAUCCCACUGUCGUUAGAAAUAUAGGAAAUGGUCUUCAAAAUUCCCUGUCAAGACUUGGAGGAAUGGUUUCGCCGUUAAUUGUUUACGUGAACAAUCGUGUACCAGGAAUAAUGUAUUUUCUAUGUGGAGGCCUCAUGCUUUUAUCUGCCUUCUGUACGAUGUUUGUACCAGAAACCAAAGGUGUACCCCUUUCCGAUACAAUCGACCAACAAAGCGAAACGGAAUCGGAAAAGGAGAGACUAUUACAAUCUAAUACCGGAAAUGGAUACCGGACUACAGUUCCGCAAGAGAGAUCUCCGUCGGUCACCAAUUAACACUGAUCAACUUAAUUAACUGUUGUUUUGACACAAAGUUGUAUGAAUCCAUUGUACAGACAUAUAGCAAGUUAUUUUGGCGCAGCAUAUAUAAUGUAAAAUUGUUGGUACAGAUGAAGCAUGGCAAAUUGGCGAAAAGAAUGACGUCAAAAUAAGUAUAGCAUUGAUGACAUUCAGAUUUCAAUAAGAAAAAGACAUUUAUUAAUAUUGUAUUUGUGUUUUAUGAGUUUGUACUAAAUAGAGGUAAAUGCGUUGUUAUUUGUAUUACAUAUAAUACGAUAUUUAUAACAGUGUUUAUUUGAAAGGUUUCCCUAAGUGCACAUGUUGGAAGUUAAAUAUAGCAUAUACAUUUACGUUUACCUAAAAACCGAGAUUUUAUUUUUCAUCAAAUAUACAAAAUACAGAGUGAAUUGUUAAUAUUAUGUAUUUACAGUUAAUACAUGUAGUUAGAGAUAAGUCACUUGCGGAGAUUAGUUCUUAGAUAUACUGUUAGACGAGGUACGAGGUACCACCUGUGUCGAAAUGCGAUACAUAUCGUGAUACUUUUAAGAACCAGACAUGUUUACAUUAGGUUUACUUACUUUAAGUUAUUUUAUUAUUUUCUGAUGAACAAAGAUCAUUUCAUACUAUUUCUCGGACGUUUUAUCCAUUAUAAUUAAGCAUUUCAUCUUGUUCUUAAAUUGAAAUUGGGAAGAUGACAGUGAUGUGAUGACGAUGAUGUAAGAGUAGGGUGUAUGAUGAUAUUCAUAUAUUAUGGAUGAUGAUGAUGAUGAUGAUGAUGAUGAUGAUGAUGAUGAUGAUGAUGAAAUCAGGUGAAGGAUGAUGACAGUGUUAUUUUAAAACGGGUAGAUGUGAGUGUGAGAGAACGUGCUAUUUUUUUGUAUAUGUAAAAACACUUAUGAAACAAAAUACCCAAAAACCGAGAUAAUCUUCAAACUGAACGAUAUAAAAGGACCUUCAUUGCAGAAUGAUUCACGUCAUUUUGGUGCAAAUAGGGUGCACAUUUUCUUUGUGCACAUACAGAACGGACUACUUUCAAAUAAAGAAGUAUCAGGGUUUACCUGUCUCUUGAUGAACCCAUAUACACAAACACAACCUUGAGUCACUCUUUAAUUGAUCGAGUGAGUCGUCAAAUAGCCAUACUGAUAGAAGUUGUUCCAUAAUGUACAUUUUUAGUAGCUAAUUAUUAAAGACAGAUGAUUUUACAGUGGUAUUUUCUCCCCUGAAUUUGAUUCUGGUGGUGAUAUAUUAAAGUAUAAAAUCGUUUUGGAAACCAGAAAAAGAACCACGACACUUUAAAUAGAUUAAUCAUAAUUUAUUGUCGAAAACCAAUGGCAAUAGGCAGAUGUUAAACUUAUUUUGUUCUUGUACCCUUUAUAUGUAAUAUAUAUAAUAAAGUGGCAUAACAUAUACAUACAUUUAUGUACAUUCCACUUACAGGUAGAAGGAUUGAACAUGGAUGAGCGGAGUUACAUAGUUUUGAAACGUACGUGUAUGCAUACUCGACAAAUAUAUGUAAACAUGUGAAAAAUAAUUUGAUGUUCCUGCCAGGGAUAGGUUCGUUUCUGAUAAAAUGUGUCUCUAAAACUUCAAUGGUUGAUAGUCAGAAGGCUACCCAAACAUGCGUUAUGGCGGUUCUUGCAAGCAAUGCACUGCUGAUAGUGUUCCUUUAUAGGCAUUCACAGUGCUUAUGAAUGCCAACUGAAAGUAGUUCAAUACUCAUAUUUUUGCCAUUUUUGGAAUUGGUUCAUCACAAACAGAACUCAGUUGACUAAUUAUGGCUCAAAUGUUUGUUCACUCUAACAGCAACUUGUACACUUCAAAAGGACAUCAAUAUCGUUUAACACGUCAUCAGUGGAGCGUAAACUGUUUUAAGAUUUUUUGCAACUGUUAUCAAUCAUUUGUUUAUUGAUUUAAUUGCAAUGAGAUAAGGUACAUACCUCAACCAUCUCCAAUGUCAAUUUCCAGUAAAACAAACCCAAAAUACGUCACUGUAAGUAUCCAUGAAUUGACCAUUGCGAUAUAACCGUUGUAGUUUACAGUGUCACCAUUAAAAGGCGAGGAAACAUAUCGAACCAGACUUAAACAAAGGAAAGCUGAGAUGAAGGUCUAUGGGUAUUUUGAAGCCAUCACCUAAUUCAAAUAAAAUGGCCAAUCAAGUUAAAUGUAGUACCCUCAAAGCACUGUCGCAUAACUUUGUCGAGCAAAUACCCCUUUCAGGGAUUUUUAUUAUAUGACGUGGUGUUUUUUUUAAUUCCCAUAUACUUUUGUCCGAUAUUUUUUGCCGUCCGCAAAUAGUUUAAAUAGAAGAUAAGCAUUGAAUCAUAGUAUGCGGCUGUUACAAUUCUUUAAAAUGGUUUGUUACAAAAUCAUCAUUAAUAUAGAUACAAUGUACCUUCAUCCUACGCCUAUUGUUUAUCGAAUAUUAAUGAGAGGGAGGUGCCUGAUCUAUCCCAAGAACGCAACUAUUAACCAAGAACUUUAUCUCAGUUAAAGCUACUCUAAAGUGCUCAAAUAUACAAUCAAUACAAUUAGCAUAUACAUUAAUUGAUAAAAUUUUGAGGAAUUC